This is a messenger RNA of Vigna umbellata (rice bean), 601 nucleotides long. The record is from RefSeq and is a predicted model, not a curated record. NCBI's taxonomy places the organism in Eukaryota, Viridiplantae, Streptophyta, Magnoliopsida, Fabales, Fabaceae.
CUUUUAUUCUAUCUAUAUCAGGAACCUGGAAGAGCAGAAGCUGAUUUUGGACGCUUUGAUGCAAAGACUGUCGUGCGAAAUGUUUACAUCCUUUUCUCAAGAAGUGAAAUACCAAUAGCUAAUGAAAACCAAGAGAUCAUGGAUUUGGUGGAACCUGAUACUCCUCUUCCCGCUUGGUUCACGGAGGAAGAUCUUGAAACAUAUGGAGCCUUGUAUGAGAAAUCUGGAUUCCAAACUGCAUUGCAGAUUCCAUAUAGGUCAUUAGGUAAGGUGUUUAACUUACCAGAUCCUGUGGUUAAAGUUCCAGCACUUCUGAUAGUGGGUGGCAAGGAUUAUGUUCUGAAGUUUCCAGGGAUAGAGGAUUUAACAAAGGGUGAAAAAGCAAAAGAGCACGUUCCCAAUUUGGAGGUUACAUUUAUCCCCGAGGGAACUCAUUUCGUUCAAGAACAGUUUCCCGCACAGGUGAAUAAAUUUAUCCUUGACUUCUUUGGCAAACACACCUGAUAGUAGACUUAAGCGUGGAAAUAGCCACGAAGGAAUGGUCAAUGUUAAGUGAAGUAUGGGAUGAUGCAAACAAUUAAUAAAAAUGUUAUUUUUGAUU